This is a messenger RNA of Leptosomus discolor (cuckoo roller), 435 nucleotides long. Lineage: Eukaryota; Metazoa; Chordata; Aves; Leptosomiformes; Leptosomidae. The record is from RefSeq and is a predicted model, not a curated record.
GGUGUGACACUCUUCAUCGCCCUGUACGACUACGAGGCCAGGACGGAGGAUGACCUCACCUUCCAGAAAGGGGAGAAAUUCCACAUCAUCAACAACACGGAGGGUGACUGGUGGGAGGCCAGGUCGCUGAGUUCGGGCACCACGGGCUACAUCCCCAGCAACUACGUGGCCCCUGUGGACUCUAUCCAGGCAGAAGAGUGGUACUUUGGGAAGAUCGGGCGCAAGGAUGCGGAGCGGCAGCUCCUGUGCCACAGCAACUGCAGGGGCACCUUCCUCAUCCGGGAGAGCGAGACCACGAAAGGUGCCUACUCCCUCUCCAUCCGGGACUGGGAUGAGGCCAAGGGAGACCACGUGAAGCAUUAUAAGAUUCGGAAACUGGACAACGGGGGCUACUACAUCACCCCCCGCGCCCAGUUUGACACCGUCCAGCAGCUG